Molecule: messenger RNA, 1774 nt
Organism: Camelina sativa (false flax)
Lineage: Eukaryota; Viridiplantae; Streptophyta; Magnoliopsida; Brassicales; Brassicaceae
Source: RefSeq, a predicted model, not a curated record
AUGGAGAAUGAUGGUAGUGGGAGCUCAUGCAAUGAACAAUAUGCUUCGGAAGACUCCAAGCAAAACGGGAAGAGGACCGGUCAUCGCCAUACCCCUCAACAGAUCCAAGGACUUGAAGCUUUUUUUAUGGAAUGUCCUCAUCCAGACGAAGCACAGCGACAACAGUUGUGUGAAGAGUUGAAACUCGGGCCUGACCAAGUCAAGUUUUGGUUUCAGAACAAAAGGACUCAAUGCAAAGCCCAAGAGGAAAGAGCCGAUAACUUAUCACUUCGUGGAGAAAACGAAAUUCUCGAAAAUGAGAACGAAGCUAUGCUCGGGGCAUUAAUUAGUGUACUGUGUCCGGAUUGUGGAGGUCCUCCUUUUGGCAUAGAGGAACGCAAACUCAAUUUCCAAAAGUUGCUUUUGGAAAACGCUCGUCUGAAAGACCAGGAGAAAUGGAAAGAGCUUUUUCCAACGAUGGUGAACAAGGCCAAGACGCUAUAUGUGCUCGGGUCGGAGCUUCCCAUUAGAGAAAACUGCAAUAUUUUGCGAGUGAUGUGGGAGAAACUACACAUUCUGUCGCCGCUAGUGCCACCAAGGGAGUUCAUGAUCGUGAGGUGCUGCCAAGAGAUCAGUAAGGGUGUCUGGAUUAUUGCUGACGUGUCACAUAACGACUUUGACUUUGACUUUGUCAAUGCUUCUUGUUACAAACGUCCUUCUGGUUGUCUCAUCCAGUCGAUGCCCAAUGCUCAGUCGAAGGUAAUGUGGAUUGAGCAUGUGGAAGUGGCCCAUAAACUGGAUACACAUAAAAUCUAUAGAGAGCUUUUAAGCGGCGGGUCAGGCUACGGAGCUAAGCGUUGGAUUGCCACACUUGAGAGAAUGUGUGAGAGGAUGGCUCUCACCUCCAACCUAACCCUUCCUGCAAGUGACUGGAGCGAAGUCAUAAGGACAGGAGAAGAAAGGAGGAGAGUUCUGAAAUUAGGUGAGAGAAUGAUAAUGAAUUUCAACGAAAUGUUGACCAUGUCCGGAAAAGUUGACUUUCCGCAGCAGUCGAAAUGUGGAGUGAGAGUCUCGAUGCGGAUGAACCUCGAGGCCGGUCAACCACCCGGUUUAAUUGUCAGCGCUGCUUCGUCUCUAAGAAUCCCUCUCCCUCCUGUGCAAGUCUUCGACAUCCUCCGGAAACUCGACACUCGUCAGCAGUGGGAUGUUCUUGCCUAUGGGACCGUAGUCACUGAGAUCGCGCGCAUUGCCACCGGAUCAAGUGAAACCAACUGCUUAAGCAUCCUCCGGGUACAUCCAACGCAAGAAGAGAAUAAUAAUGGCAAGAUGAUAGCACAAGAGUCAGACAAGGACGACAUGUUAAUGCUGCAAGAUUGCUACAUGGACGCCUUAGGAGGCAUGCUAGUGUACGCUCCUAUGGACAUGGCUACAAUGGAUACCACUCUCUCCGGCGCGGACGUCAAAAUUUCCGAUAUUCCAAUCCUUCCUUCUGGUUUCAUCAUCUCAAGCGAUGGCCGGCGAUCCACAGUGGAGGACGGCGGAACCUUACUCACGCUGGCCUUCCAGAUCCUUGUCUCUGGCAAGACCAGUAGGUCGAGAGAGGUGAAUGAGAGGUCGGUGGAUAGAGUGAGUGCUUUGAUCAGCUCAACUGUUCAAAGGAUCAAAGGUUUGCUCAACUGUCCUGAUCAGUUUUGAGUGAGAGAAUAUGCUGUGGAAGAUUCCUUUCUGCUUUCAUUCUUAUUUUGUUUAAGACAAUUAUUUUUGGGGGUUUUUUAUGACUUUGGGUAUAAUAAUG